AUGAAGAACCUUAGGACUAAAGGCAUGCUCCCAAUUCCCCCUUCGCGCUUCUUUAAGGAGGGUCCGAAUCAGGACGAGAGGGCUGCGAAUGCGGAAGGUGCGGGCGCUGAGGUGGAGUUCGACGCUGGGAUUCAAAGUGUGAGUCUCAGGAGGAAGGCUCCGCGGUUCUUCAUGCGCAGGACUGGGAAUAUGGGUAAGUCAAGGCCUGCUCCGCUGUCUCUCACUGCUGGUGGUGAGCAAAGGGAUCAGCGUCAAGAAGAGUUACCGCCCGCAAAACCGCACCGCCCCAUCUUCUCGCCCUUCCCCUCGACGCGCGACCCUCGUCCAUCCCCAGGCAGCACUCAAACCCGCAUCACUUCAAUCUCGCGUCCAACCCUCACCCCCCAGCUCUGCAGCCCGCCAACCACGCAAUCACUCACCAUCGUGCCCUUUCACAAGCCCGCCGGAUUACCGCCUCCCCGUCCUCCCCGCCCCGACAGCCUAGACGAAGACACGCUCGCCUUCAUGCGCUCAAACGCACGCACCGGCUUCUCGACCAACAACCGCGUCAGCAACAGCACAGCAACCUGUUCCACACCCCGCAGCUACACCUCCUCCAUCGAAGGACGUCUCGGCCUCCCGACCGGUUACGCCACUCCGCACUCCUACUCCACUGAGUCCUCGCCCCUCGCUGCGCGCUUCCCCCUCGAUGCGUCGCACCUUUUGUCCAUGCGAGACAGCGCGGGGAGCGUCAAGGCAAACCCCCGCUUCAGCGCGUAUCUGAAUGCACAGCAGGGCGUGGCUUCGGAUGGAGUUGAAGCGGAGGAUCGCGAAGUUGGGCCGCUUGAGCUGUAUGAUAAGGGGAAGGAGGGGGAGUGGAUUAUGGAGAAGAGGGUUAGCCAGGGGCCGAAAGGAGUUCCGGGGAUGCUGUUCAGGGAUCGGCGUGGAGGAUGGCAUUUCGUCGCUGAUAUCUAGUGCGGGACUGGGAUACGUGCUCGCGACUGUAUAGUGCUAUGCUUGGCGGGAAUCAUGAGCUGGUACAUGUCGUACGACGGAGGGCGUGAAUGUGUUGCCAAACGGGCGAAUGCAUGCUCUCCGCUAUGUUAUAUCAGUCAAGCUUCCCACACGUGCGUUCUGCACUUCUAAGUAAAAGAUAUGAUUUCAAC
Messenger RNA from Dothidotthia symphoricarpi CBS 119687, 1145 nucleotides. RefSeq lists its product as uncharacterized. The transcript has 4 exons. The record is from RefSeq and is a predicted model, not a curated record. Lineage: Eukaryota; Fungi; Ascomycota; Dothideomycetes; Pleosporales; Dothidotthiaceae. Bases 1 to 954 code for a protein of 317 amino acids.